Solanum verrucosum is the source of this 388-nucleotide messenger RNA. Its product is annotated as protein RESPONSE TO LOW SULFUR 3-like. The transcript has a single exon. The record is from RefSeq and is a predicted model, not a curated record. The coding region runs from base 20 to 373 and encodes 117 amino acids. Gene Ontology annotation, biological process: cellular oxidant detoxification. Lineage: Eukaryota; Viridiplantae; Streptophyta; Magnoliopsida; Solanales; Solanaceae.
UUAUAAUUACUCUCUAAUCAUGUUUUCCACCAUUGCUGUACCUUCCGGCAAAGCAAAUCCGCAUCGGCGGGAAGUCUCCGCCGUGCCGGAGAGCGAGGUGCUACGGAGAAGAAACGAGGAAUUGGAGAAGGAAUUGAAGAAGAGCAUUGAAAGGGAAGAGAAAAUGAGAGAGGAAUUGCAGAAGACAUGGGAGAGGCUGAGGGUGGCGGAGGAGGCGGAGGAGCGGCUCUGCUCUCAGCUCGGUGAACUUGAAGCGGAGGCUGUUGAUCAGGCUCGGGCAUACAGGACACGUGUUAUCAAUCUGAUGGAUCAACUCUCUUUGGCUCAGAAAUUUCUCGAGUCAGCUUCAAUUUCUGUCCCUAAUUUUCAAUGAUUUAAAACUAGGUGU